AUGGAAGAAGCACCCCACCGACCCUCUACGCUUGAACGCAACCACUCGACUCAAGAUGGAACCAAGGUUCAAGAUGAUGGUCGCAUUGAGAUCAAUCUGGACUCCAAAGUGGGUCGGGAAGUUUCCAAGUUGAUUCCAUUUUUGCAUACAGAGCAGGAUUUUCAGCAAGAACAGGAGCCUUCUUCUGCGGAUGGUUACAAUCUCGAGCUCAAUAUCGUUAUUCAAGUCGUUGGCAGUCGUGGCGACGUUCAGCCUUUUGUCGCACUCGGCAACGAACUUCAGCGCCAUGGACACCGCGUACGAUUAGCAACUCAUGGUGUAUUUGAGAGCUUUGUGCGCGACUCCGGUUUAGAAUUUUACUCUAUCGGAGGAGAUCCAUCGGAGCUGAUGGCUUACAUGGUGAAGAAUCCAGGACUAAUCCCACAGAUGAAGUCCGUCCAAGAAGGUGAUAUUCAGCGCAAGCGUGUCAUGGUAGCUGAAAUGCUGAAAGGGUGUUGGGAGUCCUGUAUUGAGGAUGACUCGGUGACAAAGACACCGUUCGUGGCGGACGCUAUUAUUGCGAAUCCACCAAGCUUCGCCCACAUUCACUGCGCACAGGCACUUGGAAUUCCUUUGCAUAUGAUGUUUACCAUGCCCUGGACUAGCACAAGAUCAUUCCCGCACCCUUUGGCAAAUUUGAAAUAUUCCACCACGGAGCCGAAGAUGGCUAAUUAUCUUUCUUAUGGCAUUGUCGAAUGGCUGACAUGGCAAGGCCUGGGAGACGUGAUCAAUGAUUGGAGAAGAUCAAUUGACCUAGAAGCUAUAUCAGCUACAGAAGGUCCCCGUUUAGCAGAGACAUUGAAAGUGCCUUUCACAUAUUGUUGGUCCCCUACCUUGAUGCCUAAACCGAUAGACUGGCGGGCGCAUCUUGAUGUUUGUGGCUUUUUCUUUCGCUCUCCUCCGGAAUUUACGCCGCCACCAGACCUUGACGCCUUUCUUCAAAACGGGCCGCCGCCUGUUUAUAUUGGGUUUGGAAGUAUCGUCAUUGAGGAUCCCCCAGCUAUGACUGCGACACUGGUCAAGGCAGUCAGAGCCUGGGGUGGCCGUGCGAUUAUAUCACGCGGCUGGAGCAAUCUUGGCGAAGCACAAUCGGAUGAUCAGAUCUUUUAUCUUGGGGACUGUCCGCAUGAAUGGUUAUUCCAGAAGGUAGCUGCGGUUGUACAUCAUGGAGGAGCAGGAACUACAGCAUGUGGUCUUCGAUUUGGAAGACCAUCCCUCAUUGUACCUUUCUUUGGAGACCAACUAUUCUGGGGAAAUAUGGUUGCGUCUCGCGGCAUUGGGCCAAUGCCAAUUCCACACCGAUCUUUAAACGCCGAUAAUCUAGCAGAGGCUAUUCGGUUCUGCCUGCAUCCUGACACUCUGACUGCGGCUGCUGAUCUGGCCAGUCAGAUGAGUCAGGAGGAUGGGGUUUCUGCAGCAGUCGCGUCUUUCCAUCGCAACUUGCCAGUUGACAAAAUGCGAUGCAAAUUCCUCGAAUCCGAACCGGCUGCGUGGCAAUUGAAAGAAGGUGGCCGGCCACCCGUGAACCUAUCCAAAAUGGCUGCAGGAGUCCUGAUUGAGAACUCACGGGUUGAUCCGAAAGACCUAAAAUCGUACGAGAGUAACUCGAUAUUCAUCCAGACGCGACGAUGGGACCCCAUUACUGGCGGGACAUCUUCUGUACUAGGGAUGUACAAAGACAUCCUCACAGCUUCCAGUGAUAUCGUCAUUCGACCAUACAAAGAGUUCAGUCGUGCCCGUCAACAGAGCGAGCCUGAGCUCGUGGUCAUAGAGUCUACCCACCCGUCAUCAUCUGGCGACUCACCUGCAGCAGGCAGCACAGGAAGUCGCACUGGGAGAAAUCAGCUAGACGAGGACUGGAAAGUCACCGGAAAGGCUGUGGGAGGAUCUGCCAAGAGUGUUGGAAAGAUCAUCGCGUACUACUACAAAGGUGUACUGGUAGACAUCCCUGGUGCUGUUAACGAAGGUCUGAGAGCGGUUCCUAGACUCUAUGGCGAAGAGGUAAAAGACUACGACAAUAUCCGGGAUUUCAAGUCUGGAGUUGCUGCGGCUUCAGAUAACUUUGCACAUGGGUUCUCACAUGGGCUUACUGAUAUCUUCAGACAGCCUUACGAGGGUGCCCAAAAGGACGGGAUUCGGGGUGCAAUCAAAGGAUUUGUGAAAGGACCUAUUGGAAUGGGCACAAAAGCCGCAUCAGGUGCAUUGGGACUCGUCGCCUAUCCAGGACAGGGCCUAGCCAAGAGUUUACAUUCCGCUAUCCAUUCGAAGACUCGAAAACAGCUUGUGAAAGCUCGGUUGAAAGAGUCGGAGUAUUUGGCUAGACAAUCAGCCAAAGCACAGUCGAGCUGUCCUGAUAUACUUGAGGCAUUCGAAGCUCAUCAGCGGCAGCCGUUGAAUACCACAAGCUCGGCAAACUUGGGGCGGGCAGAUUCACAUUGA
Messenger RNA from Penicillium paradoxum, 2478 nucleotides. RefSeq names its product putative sterol glucosyltransferase. The transcript has 6 exons. Gene Ontology annotation, molecular function: UDP-glycosyltransferase activity; hexosyltransferase activity. The record is from RefSeq and is a predicted model, not a curated record. Lineage: Eukaryota; Fungi; Ascomycota; Eurotiomycetes; Eurotiales; Aspergillaceae. Gene Ontology annotation, biological process: carbohydrate metabolic process. The coding region runs from base 1 to 2478 and encodes 825 amino acids.